Oreochromis aureus is the source of this 2302-nucleotide messenger RNA. RefSeq names its product protein shisa-6. Gene Ontology annotation, biological process: regulation of short-term neuronal synaptic plasticity; regulation of AMPA receptor activity. Gene Ontology annotation, cellular component: AMPA glutamate receptor complex; postsynaptic density; postsynaptic membrane. The record is from RefSeq and is a predicted model, not a curated record. The transcript is spliced from 7 exons. Bases 308 to 2014 code for a protein of 568 amino acids. Lineage: Eukaryota; Metazoa; Chordata; Actinopteri; Cichliformes; Cichlidae.
CCUGAAGGACUCUGUGUAUUUAUCGGGUAUCUGUGUCCAGAUAUAAAUCCAGACCUUUGGUCAGACCCAACUUUAGAAGAAAAACACGCUCUUUAUUGGAUGACCACGACGUGUGAAGAUGCAUUGCGUGUCCGAUGAGUGCAAAAUCUGCCAAUUAAAGUCCGUGAUCAAGAGCUCGGCGCAGACAGGAGUACCCGCGGUGAAGAAACCCGCAAGAAGCUCCACCCGGUAAGAAGUGGAAGAGUGAUAUUCAGUGAAGAAAGAGAAGAGAGUGGGGGCCAGCAAACAAACACCAGCGCCUCAUCAAAUGAUGGGGAUAAAGCACCUUCUGCUUCUUUUGGUUUACUUAGACCCUCUGAAUGUCCUGUGCGCCGCCACCGCUAACAAAAAGAACAAAACCCCGCUGAGGAGGAUCCCAAAGGUGAAGGAGGUCAACGGCAGCACCACCGCGGUCCCCGGAGCCGCCGCCGUCCCGGGGAAGAUCACCCAGGUCCAGGCUCCGCCGCUCGUCGCGUUCCAGCACGACACAUGUAAGGGCUACUACGACGUGAGCGGUCAGUUCGACAACGCGUUCGCCUGCAACAACACCGACCACCGCUUCUGCUGCGGCAGCUGCUUCCUGCGCUUCUGCUGCGCGGACCGGGGGAAGCGGCUAGAGCAGAACAGCUGCAACAACUACAUCACCCCGGACUGGAUCAAAACCCAGCCCCCGUCACCGGCGCCAACAGGUGACACGUACGACCCCGAGCUGGACCAGACCAACACCACGGUGUACAUCACCUGCGGGGUCAUUGCGCUCAUCAUUGCCAUUGGGAUUUCUGCAAAAGUUGCCUACGAUAAAGCCACGAAGCCCCCUCAGGAAAUGAACGUGCACAGAGCCCUGGCUGACAUUUUGAGACAACAAGGACCAGUUCCCAUAUCUCAGUAUGAGCACGAAAACAUCGCAGCGCUUGACGGGUCCCCCAAAGAUGAGACACCGGUCAGAACCUUGAAGAAUCAUUACACACCUGUUCACACUAAGGCAGCAAACCAUGGACAUUACGGAAAAGAGAACCUGCGCAGCGGAGGCCAAGACAUGCACAACUUCAUCUCCUCUGGGUUUGUCACACUUGGACGUGGCCACUUGAAAGCGCAGCACUCCAUAGACGAAUCGGGGCAGAUGUCCUGGCAGGGCGAUCUGGACAUCCCCAUGUCCUACGGAAACCACCACCAUGACUACCAGCAUAGCCACCUGGACCUGACCGCCCUGACACCUAAAAUGGAGCGACCCCAGCGGAUGAACAACAUCCUGACCUCAGCCACGGAAGCCUACGACCUGUCCCUCUCCAGAUCCUUCCAGAACCUGAGCCAUCUGCCGCCCUCCUACGAGCUGGCCCUCAAGUCUGACUUAAGUGAUAAAGACAUAGAUGACUACUACGCCAGGAAGCAUCAUCCUGACUUUGGUGGACGGGGACCGACCCACAUGGUGAAGCUGAACGCAGAACCCCAGCAACACCAGCAACACCAGCAGCACCAGCAGCGGCAACGUCCCCGUCGAGUCCAAAGGGCCAUGUCGCAGGACCACGUCCUGUCUCCUCCCAGGACGCCGCGACGUGGAGAGUACGGCCUGUCUUCAUACGGUGUGAUGGCGGCCGCAGCAUAUGGAAGCAGCCGCCACCUCUCGGAGGAGCAGCUGCUCUCAGCGGACCGCCUCCAUUCCCAGGAUCCGCUGUUGCUAUCCCCAGCAAUGAGGCGUGACAAGUUCCGUGAGAAGGCCAUGGCGAGGGCGAUGUCUCAUGCUGACAUGCUGAUACCCACCACGCCAGUUAUGGACCGCCACAAGGUGACCAAGAUGCACUCUCAACCCAGUGCCUCCACCGACUCCUACAACACGCUGACGGUCAACCACCAAGUGACCACGUCUAAGAGGCAGGCGUUUGCUUCCCGACGAACACACACGGUGGACCACCUGCAGUACAUUCCCGGCCACCACCACACAUACCACACUGCCAGUAAGAACGAGGUAACUGUUUAACUCCGGGGUUGAAGCAUUCCUGAGACCCACCACCAACAUCAACAGAAGGAUACUCAGCAGAACUGUUCAGUCUUCUCAUCAAAACAACCUCCUGCAUUUAAGAAAAAAGAACAAAAAAAGAACUCUUCCGGCUUUUUAGCACAAGCUUUCUGUGUCAUCCAGAUUUUGGAUAAUUAGAAUCAAACCCUGGCAAAGACAUUUCUCUCUUAGAGCAUCAUAAGGGCUUUGCGUGGCGACACAAAGAUCCUUCAUGUCGGACAUUAGACAAUGUGAAGAAAAUAUUUUUUA